This is a messenger RNA of Verticillium alfalfae VaMs.102, 4137 nucleotides long. Its product is annotated as 5-oxoprolinase. The transcript has a single exon. The coding region runs from base 1 to 4137 and encodes 1378 amino acids. The record is from RefSeq and is a predicted model, not a curated record. Gene Ontology annotation, biological process: glutathione metabolic process. Gene Ontology annotation, molecular function: 5-oxoprolinase (ATP-hydrolyzing) activity. Gene Ontology annotation, cellular component: cytosol. Lineage: Eukaryota; Fungi; Ascomycota; Sordariomycetes; Glomerellales; Plectosphaerellaceae.
AUGCGGCCCCGCGGUGUUCGCAUCGCCAUUGACCGUGGCGGCACCUUCACAGACUGCGUGGGCGAGCUGGACGGGCGCGAGAUCAUCAUUAAGCUUCUCUCCGAGGACCCGGCCAACUACGCCGACGCCCCGCUCGAGGGAAUCCGCCGCAUCAUGUCGCACUUUCUGGAGCGUGAGAUCCCGCGCGGGGCCGCCCUUGACACGGGCCGCAUAGAUUCCAUCCGCAUGGGCACGACAGUCGCUACGAACGCCCUGCUCGAGCGCAAGGGCGAGCGUAUCGCACUUGUUGUCACCAAGGGGUUCCGCGACUGUCUGGCCAUUGGGAACCAAAGCAGGCCCAAGAUUUUCGACCUGGCCAUACGGAAGCCCGAUGUGCUCUAUGAAGAGGUUGUCGAAAUCGACGAGCGGGUGACGCUGGAGGAUUAUGCGGAGGAUCCCGAGAGGACGGUCACAAAGGUGGACGUCCCGGCUGGGACCAAGGAGGCGGCGGACGCCGAGCUGGUGCAGGGCACGUCUGGCGAGGCGGUUCGUAUCCUCCGGCGGCCGGCGGAAGAUAGCAUCAGGAGCCAGCUUCAGCAGGUCUUUGACAAGGGGAUCCGGAGCGUGGCCGUCUGCUUCAUGCACGGCUACACGUUUCCCGACCACGAGGCCGUGGUCGGUAGACUGGCGAGGGACAUUGGGUUUGAGCACGUGUCGCUGAGUCACGAGCUCAUGCCCAUGAUCAAGCUCGUGUCAAGAGCUACGUCUGUCUGUGCCGAUGCCUACCUGACGCCGGCCAUCAAGAAGUACAUCUCUGGCUUCCAGUCCGGCUUCGAGGGCGGCCUCGGCACAAGGAGCGUUCAGCAACACGAGGGCAGCAAGGGAGCCCGGUGCGAGUUUAUGCAGAGCGAUGGUGGACUAGUGGACGUCGAAAAGUUCACCGGGCUCAAGGCCAUCUUGUCGGGCCCUGCUGGUGGCGUUGUUGGCUACGCUGUCACCUCCUACGACGAAGAGACGAAGAUUCCCGUCAUCGGCUUCGACAUGGGUGGUACCAGCACAGACGUCUCCCGCUACGGCGAAGGCCGGUACGAGCACGUUUUCGAGACGACGACGGCGGGUGUGACUAUUCAAUCGCCUCAGCUCGAUAUCAACACGGUUGCUGCUGGUGGCGGGUCGAGACUGUUCUGGAAGAACGGACUGUUUGUCGUGGGCCCCGAGUCGGCUGGAGCGCAUCCCGGCCCGGCGUGCUACCGAAAAGGAGGCCCGGCGACUGUGACGGAUGCAAACCUCUACCUCGGUCGACUUUUGCCAGAGUUCUUCCCCAAGAUCUUCGGGAGGAACGAGGAUCAGGGACUGGACCCUGAAGCUAGCCAAAGGGUCCUGCAGGAGCUGACCGAUCAGGUCAAUGGCGAGACUGGCAAGAACAUGACGGUGGACGAGGUCGCGUACGGAUUCCUUACGGUGGCCAACGAGACCAUGACGAGACCCAUUCGGUCGAUCACCGAGGCCAAAGGCCACGACUCAUCCAAGCAUCGACUGGCCACUUUCGGCGGCGCUGGCGGGCAGCAUGCCAUCGCAAUCGCCGAUGCUCUAGGCAUCAAGCAAAUUCUGGUCCAUCGGUACUCCUCAGUGCUGUCGGCUUACGGCAUGGCCCUUGCCGAUGUCGUCGAUGAACGCCAGGAACCAGAAUCAAAGAUCUGGGCAUACCCUGGAAAGACUGUCGACGAGCUGAAGAGCAAGAUGGAGAAGCUCAAGGACCGGUCCCGGAAAGCUCUCGAGGACCAGGGUUUCGAAGGCGACGAUAUUAUAUUUGAGGAGUACCUUAACAUACGAUAUCGAGGGACCGAGUCCGCCCUCAUGAUUGUGAAACCGAGUGCCGAAGAGGCCGAGAGGGAAUUUGAUGGACGUACGUGGGACUUUGGCAGUGCCUUUGUCAAACAGCAUCGGUACGAAUUUGGGUUUACUCUUGACGAUCGCGACAUGAUCGUAGAUGACGUCCGCGUGCGGGGCAUCGGCAAGAGCUCUCGCCACCACGAGAAAUCAGUCGAUCAACAACUAAAGACCCUGACCCGCCAUGAUAUCGACGACAGCAAGGUUCACGAUCGCCAGCAGGUGUACUACGAGGGUGGCCGUCAACAAACUCCCGUGUAUAAGCUUGAAAACCUCAACACGGGGCAUGUCCUCCAAGGCCCGGCCAUGCUGGCAGAUGGUACGCAAACCAUCGUGGUGACACCUGGGGCUACUGCCUACAUCCUUGACACCCAUGUGGUCAUCGAUCUUGAUAAGGGGGCUUCUAAGGAUGGGUAUGAUGGCCACUUGUCAUCUUUUCAUCCAGUCGCUAACGUCUUCGCAGGCAGCACCAGGAGAAGGCCGACAGAGAGGUUGACCCCAUCAUGCUCAGCAUCUUUGGCCACCGAUUCAUGUCCAUUGCUGAGCAAAUGGGACGCGCGCUACAGAAGACAAGUGUCAGCACCAAUGUUAAAGAACGACUUGACUUUUCCUGCGCAAUAUUUGACGCCAAAGCGGUGGGUUGCAAAUGCGCCCCAUUUACCUGUUCAUCUGGGAUCCAUGUCAACGUGCGUCAGGAGGCAAGCCGAGAUCUGGCAGGGUCGCCUGAGGAAGGGGGAGGGGAUCAUUUCGAACCACCCUUCAUACGGCGGAACACAUCUCCCAGACAUUACGCUGGUCAUGCCCGCUUUUAAUGACGCGGGCGACAAGAUCCUGUUUUACGCUGCCUCCAGAGCCCAUCACGCUGAUAUCGGUGGCAUCACAGCCGGCAGCAUGCCACCUCAUUCGCGCGAGCUGUUUCAGGAAGGUGCAGCUAUCAAGAGCGAAAAGCUCGUAAGUGAAGGGCGUUUUGACGAAAAGCGUGUGACUGAGCUGCUCUACGACGAGCCGGCUCAAUACCCAGGAUGCAGCGGAACACGCUGUCUGGCGGACAACAUCAACGACCUCCGCGCACAAGUCUCGGCGAACCAGAAGGGAAUCUCUCUGAUUGAGGGUCUGAUAGAUGAGUAUGGCGAAGAGACGGUCCAGUUCUACAUGGUACACAUUCAGAACAACGCUGAGCUAUGCGUCCGGAACCUACUCAAGGAGGUCAGCAAGCGGUCCGAGGGUGCAGCCUUACAAGCCGUCGACUUUAUGGACGACGGCAGCCCUAUUCAGCUGAAAAUCACAAUAGACGCUGACAAGGGAGAAGCCGUUUUUGAUUUUGAAGGCACAGGCCCAGAGGUCUAUGGAAACAUCAAUGCGCCAGAGGCAGUGAGCUACAGCGCCAUUAUUUAUUGUCUGCGAUGCCUGAUCUCGGAAGAUAUACCCCUGAAUCAGGGCUGCCUCAAGCCCAUCACGGUGAAGAUCCCACCACACUCCCUGCUUUCGCCCUCGGAUAAGGCGGCUGUGGUGGGAGGCAACGUCCUUACGAGCCAGCGGGUCACUGAUGUCAUUUUCAAGGCCUUCCAGGCGUGUGCCGCCAGCCAGGGUGACUGCAACAACUUGACCUUUGGCUUUGGCGGAAACGUCGGCGGCGAGGAUAAGGUCGUCAAGGGCUUCGGCUACUAUGAGACAAUCGCAGGUGGCAGUGGUGCAGGGUCCACGUGGGAGGGCACCAGCGGUGUACACACGCACAUGACCAACACGCGCAUCACUGACUCUGAAGUUUUCGAGAGGCGAUACCCAGUGCUGCUGCGGGAGUUCUCGCUCCGCAAAGGCUCUGGCGGCAGGGGCCAGCACAAUGGCGGAGACGGUGUGAUAAGGGACAUCGAAUUCCGCAUUCCUGUGCAAGUCUCUAUUCUCAGUGAAAGAAGGGUGUACCGACCGUACGGUCUCGCGGGCGGCGAGGAUGGCCAGUCGGGACAGAACAUUUGGGUCCGGCAGGUCGAGAAAGGAAGCUGGGAGAAGUCGCUGAAGAGGCUGCAAGAGGGAACCGAUGACAAGAAAGAGAAUGAAGAACAGGUGGAAUACGAAGAGAGGAGGUUCAACCUUGGUGCGAAGAACAGCGCGCCGAUGAAGCCUGGUGAUCGCAUCAUCAUUAAUACCCCUGGAGGUGGUGGAUGGGGUGCUCCUGGGAAGGAAAAGGGCCUUCAGAGCAAGACUGAUCCUCGAGCAGGAUGGAGAGGCGGCAGCCACGCGAACAGAGAAGAUCUGCAGCUUCAGGCCUAA